GGGAAAUCCUCGCACACGUACAAGAAAGUUGCCGAGACUGGAUACCGAGUGGAGGAUGUUCACGCUCGCUGUUUCCAGCUGUUCGUAAGUGACUAUGAAUACUUGACUUCCUUCAUGCCCAUCAGCCUUUCGAGGGGUACGAUCUUGCGGAGCGUGAUUGAGAGUCUAACUGGUCCUAGGACGAGGUCAUUAAGUACCAUCGUGGUGGAAAUGGCAACGGCAUCAUCAUCCCCGACGACUUGGUCAAGGCGAGCAAGGAGGACACAGACCUUAUGUGUUCCCGUCGUCUCGAGGAAAUCGUGAAUGCCAUGGUGGAAAUGAAGGCGACGUGCAAGGAUAUCAUGGACGGGUACAAGAUCCCACUGAUUGUCCAAGGCCCGAUUGGAUAUCUAAAGGCCAAGUUGCAGAACGCGCAAGGAAACAAGAAGAAAGCGUGGAUCCUACAAGCCGGGACUGCUGUCGCCGGCGUUACGAAUGGGAGGAAGAGGGGCGGCUCUCAGAGGGCCACUUCAAGCAACAGCCCUGCUCCCUCCCAACCAGCGCUGGCGGGCUGUUCUCCGCAGACUGCAUCUCCCUUCACCAACGGCGGCCCUGCUGACUCCACCAGCUACCCCAACACUCUGAAACGGAAUCGGUCGACAUCCGUUGAUGAGGAGCCAGUUGGUCGACAUGUGCCGCGCCCGAGGAAUGACCCGCUGUCUAGCUAUCAGCCCGGCUUCCAGUCCCUGCCACCAGCGUACCAAAGGCUCCAUACAGCGAGCGAUAGUAACGCGGCUCCGCAAUUCUCCGCCUACUCCUGGGGCCUCCCACCCCUGCCACCUCAAGGACAUUCGAACACCACUGCGGCUCAGCAAGGCUUCGACAGUUUCACCAGAGCCAGCCAACAAGGGUCGCAGCCGAUGUACGGCAACGGGAAUGGCGGCGCUGGUCGGGCUCAGUCCCAGUACCAAUAUCCGGGAGGGUACGCCAGCAACUCUCCUUACCCGCCGCACAACGAUGACGAUCAGUAGCAUGCUCCACCAUGCAGCAUGAUCCGUUUGGCCGGAGUUGAUCUCUUCUUGCAUUCAUAACGCGCUUGUACGAAUAUAUCGGCGUUAUUGUUUUUUUCUUUGGAGUUCUUCAUUGUGAUUGAGGUGGAGAAGAGACCCGAGAGACUCCUGCAGUGACGUGGGAAACCACUGUGCAGGAGAGGAGGACUCGGUGUCCAUAGGCGCCCAAUUAUCCACAGUCGAAGAGGCUGUAGCAGGGAGUGAACCUAGAGGAUACGGCAUUAUAUGUUUUUGUUUCAUUGCACUCUCUGUAUAAAUAGAAACUGAAUUCGACUAUCUCUAUCCAU
Molecule: messenger RNA, 1336 nt
Organism: Eremomyces bilateralis CBS 781.70
Lineage: Eukaryota; Fungi; Ascomycota; Dothideomycetes; Eremomycetales; Eremomycetaceae
Exons: 3
Coding region: 273-1010 (245 amino acids)
Source: RefSeq, a predicted model, not a curated record